AUGCGGAAGCAGCUGGAUCCACGGAUCCCUACGCUGAUCCGGAACAACGUGGCCCGGGGCCACCGCUCGUUCUUUGUAGUUGUAGGGGACCAUGGGCGUGACCAGGUCGUGAACCUGCACUUUUUGCUCUCGCAGUCGCGCGUUGAGUCGCGGCCUAACGUGCUGUGGUGCUACAAGAAGGACCUUGGAUUCACAACGCACCGCAAGAAGCGCGAGGCCAAGAUCAAGCGUGACAUCAAGCGCGGCGUGCGUGACCAGGACUCACAGGAUCCGUUCGAGCUGUUUGUCGGUGUGACGGACAUUCGUUACUGCUACUACAAAGAGACGCCGAAGAUCCUCGGUCGUACAUUCGGUAUGCUGGUUCUGCAGGACUUUGAGGCGCUUACGCCCAAUCUGCUCGCACGCACGAUCGAGACUGUAGAGGGUGGUGGUAUCGUUGUGCUCCUGCUGCAAACCAUGUCUAGCCUGCGCCAGCUGUACUCGCUCUCGAUGGAUGCGCACCGCCGCUACCACUCUGCAUCAACGAACGAGGAGCCGGUGGCACGCUUCAACGAGCGUUUCCUGCUAUCCCUGAGCCGAUGCUCCGACUGCCUCCUGCUCGACGACGAGCUGAACGUGCUACCUGUUAGCGCAGGCCGCGAUAUCCGCCCCCUGCCCGAGACUCAGAGCUCCCAGAGCACGGGCGGCGUCGGAGCCACUGUGCAGCGCGACGAAGCAUGGCGUGCACGCGAGAAAAAGCUCGCAGAUCUGCGCGCGGACGUGGCCGAGACGAAGGUCGUGGGCGACGUCAUUCGCCAUGCCAAGACGCUCGACCAGGCCACUGCCGUGCUGACCAUCCUCGACGUGCUGGCCAGCUCCUCGCUCUCGACCACUGUCACACUCACCGCCGGGCGUGGACGCGGCAAGUCAGCCGCGCUGGGCCUGGCACUCGCGGCGGCCAUCGCCCACGGGUACAGCAACAUAUUUGUCACAUCGCCGAGCCCUGAAAACCUAAAGACGCUCUUUGAAUUUGUGCUCAAAGGCCUCGAUGCGCUCGGUUACGAGGAGGUCGCCGACUGGGACCUGCUGCGUGGCACGGGUGAGUGGAAGGACACGAUCGUACGCAUCAACGUUUUCCGCGCGCACCGCCAGACCAUCCAGUACAUCCAGCCGCAGGACCACGCCGUGCUGACACAGGCCGAACUUGUGGUCAUUGACGAGGCAGCGGCCAUUCCGCUCCCGCUCGUCCGCCAGCUGAUGGGCCCCUACCUCGUGUUCCUCUCGUCGACCGUGAAUGGGUACGAGGGCACUGGUCGCAGUCUCUCGCUCAAGCUGAUCCAGCAGCUGCGUUCCGGCGCGAGUGCCGGCGGCGGCCGCGCGCUCAAGGAGGUCGAGCUUACCGAGCCGAUUCGGUAUACGCCCGGCGACCAAGUCGAGGCGUGGCUGAAUGCCCUGCUGUGCCUCGAUGCGUCACUGGCCAAGCUGCCGACGGACGCGCGCGACGGGUGCCCGCACCCCUCGUCGUGUGAUCUGUACCUGGUGAACCGCGACUCGCUCUUCAGUUUCCACCCAGCUUCUGAGUUGUUCCUGCAGCGCGUCAUGGCGUUGUACGUGGCGGGGCACUACAAAAAUUCGCCCAACGAUCUGCAGCUGCUCAGUGAUGCACCGGCACACGCCCUGUUUGUGCUCCUGCCGCCACUCCGUGGCCAGAGUCUACCUGAGCCUCUUUGUGUGGUGCAGGUGGCUCUCGAAGGCAAUAUCAGUCGGCCGGCCAUCCUCCGGAGUCUCGCGCGUGGCACGCGGGAGGCAGGCGAUUUGGUGCCGUGGCUCAUCACGCAGCAGUUCCAGGACGCCGACUUUGCAUCACUGUCGGGUGCACGCAUUGUGCGGAUUGCUGUGCACCCCGAGUACAUGCGCAUGGGCUAUGGUGCGCGUGCGCUUUCGCAGCUCGAGGCAUUUUACGGCGGCCAACUGCUGGACCCUGAUGCACUUGCACAGAAGCAGGAACGGGACGCGGCGCGCCCGGCGCUGGUGCGUGGCGAGCUGGGUGAACGCAGUGCGGCGUCGCUUCCGCCGCUGCUGGAGCGCCUGUCGGAGCGCGAGCCAGAGUCCCUCGACUGGCUGGGUGUAUCGUAUGGCCUGACCCCUGAACUGUUCCGUUUCUGGAAGCACAGUGGGUACACGCCGCUGUAUGUGCGGCAAGCGGCGAACGAGCUAACGGGCGAGUACUCGGCGGUUCAGCUCAAAACGCUACAUGGUCAGCACGCGUGGCUCGCUGCGUUUGCGAGUGAUUUCCGCCGGCGCUUCUGCACACUGCUCUCGUUCCGCUUCCGCGAGCUGCGCACACUCACUGCGCUCAGUGUGCUGGAUGCGGCCGGCCAGGCGGCUGCACCGGAUACGCGCGCACUCACACGGGCUGAACUGUCAUGGCUGCUGACGCCGUUCGAUAUGAAACGCCUCGAGUCAUACGGGAACCACCUGCUGGAGCUGCAGGUCGUGGUCGAUUUGCUACCGGCACUUGCGCAGCUGUACUUUGGUGGCCGCCUGCGCUCCCUCGGCGAGGGCGAUACCGAGGCGGGCCAGGCACUGACGGUCAGUGGUCUCUCCGCUGCACUGCUGCUCGCCAUUGGUCUACAACGCCGCACGAUCGACGAUGCUGCCACGGAGCUGAACCUGCCGCUGAAUCAGGCACACACCCUGCUUGGCAAGGCGGUGCGGCACCUCGUGCAGAACCUGCGCGCCCUCGAGAAGCAGGCGCUUGCUGGCGAGGUCGAAGCGGAGGCGCAGAAUGGCCCAGUAGCGCCUGCGCUGCAGCCGCUUGCGGAGAACCUCGAGGACGAGUUGGCCGAGGCAGGACGCGCGGCAGUCGCUCGCAACGACGACGACGACGAAGUUGCGGCUGCACGGCGCGCGCUAGCUGAGGACCUGGCGAACGAUGCGGAAAUGUCGCAGUACGUGAUGGACGACGAGGACGCCGAGCAGUUUGCCGAGGCCGAGGAGCGUGUGCGCAAGAUGCAGGCGGAUCAGAGCGGUCGGCCGUUUUCGUCCACGUUCAGCGUUCGCACGAAGCGUGCACGCGAGGCCCAAAAUGCUGCGCCAGCGCCCACCAAGCGCACCAAGACGCCAGCGGCGCGGGCCCAUGGCGGGCGCCCAAAGGGCCGCGGACCCAAGUAG
Molecule: messenger RNA, 3153 nt
Organism: Malassezia sympodialis ATCC 42132
Lineage: Eukaryota; Fungi; Basidiomycota; Malasseziomycetes; Malasseziales; Malasseziaceae
Gene: KRE33
Product: ribosome biosynthesis protein KRE33
Biological process (GO): rRNA acetylation involved in maturation of SSU-rRNA
Cellular component (GO): 90S preribosome; nucleolus
Molecular function (GO): 18S rRNA cytidine N-acetyltransferase activity; tRNA binding; ATP binding
Source: RefSeq, a predicted model, not a curated record